This is a messenger RNA of Plectropomus leopardus (leopard coralgrouper), 1536 nucleotides long. RefSeq names its product akirin 2 (gene akirin2). Gene Ontology annotation, biological process: positive regulation of innate immune response; positive regulation of transcription by RNA polymerase II. Gene Ontology annotation, molecular function: transcription coregulator activity. Gene Ontology annotation, cellular component: nucleus; chromatin. The record is from RefSeq and is a predicted model, not a curated record. NCBI's taxonomy places the organism in Eukaryota, Metazoa, Chordata, Actinopteri, Perciformes, Serranidae.
AUAAAAGAUAAACUAGCCCAAACCGUUGUGGAUAGGAUUCGGAGCUAGAGCCUCAAAAUCUGCUAUCAUCGGUUUUUAUAUCGAAUUUACGGUACAUUAUUUUAUUCACAUUGCUUAAGAAUAUAUUCAGUAACGUAAUCUAUAUGAGAUUUAUCAGCAGAAAGCAACGAGAGACGAAAAUAGUGCAUAUUUGUCUGCUGCCCGGAACCGCUGAAGCCGUUUGACCUAGCUAACGUUAGCUAGCAUUAGCAGUACAGACCGGGGCCCAGGUCAGCGACUCUCCCAGAUAACAGGGGAUUUUAGCUUCUCUGUCCUAGUUUUUUAGACACUUUUUUACGUGAUGGCUUGCGGGGCUACUCUGAAAAGGACUCUGGACUUCGAUCCACUUAUGAGCCAGGCUUCACCUAAAAGAAGGAGGUGCGCCCCGAUCAUGUCCCCAGUCUCUUCACCACAGAAAUACUUGCGUAUGGAGCCCUCGCCGUUUGGGGAAGUGUCGUCCAGACUCACCACAGAGCAAAUUCUACACAACAUCAAACAGGAGUACAAGCGUCUGCAGAAACGACGACACCUCGACAGUGCUUUUCAGCAUGCAGACAGCUGCUGUCCUCUGGACCUGCAGAAUGUCCACAGUGGAUCGGCCCUACCAGGUAGCUACCAUCUUAAUCAAGGUACAUCCUCAGGUGCCUCAUCUCCCACCAGAAAAGAGCAGCCUUUAUUUUCCCUCAGACAGGUUGGGAUGAUUUGUGAAAGACUGCUGAAAGAGCGGGAGGACAAAAUCCGUGAGGAGUAUGACGAGAUACUAACGACAAAGCUUGCAGAGCAAUAUGAUGCAUUUGUCAAGUUCACACAUGAUCAACUGAUGCGAAGGUUUGGAGAGCAGCCUGCCAGCUAUGUUUCCUGAGUGUCAGCGUCUGAUGUUGAGGACUAUAAUUUGCUCCAAGCUACUCCAGGGACUCGGUGGAUCCAGUUGGACUUUUCUCCUAGCUGUGCCAUAUCGCCUCUAUGUGGACUCAGUUUGUGGCGUUCACGUUUGCUGUGUCUACCAGAGUUAGGAUGGCUUCCUGCUGCCAAUCCGUUCAAGGACUCGCUGUGACUCUGACAGUGGCCUCUCAACUGCCGUGUCAAUAUUUAUUUGGCUUUGUUCUGAUGCCUUCGUAAAAGGCUGACUGCCACCACACACUUGGCCUUUUUUUGAUUUCAUUUUGUUUUUGUAAAUUUUUAGUUAUUUCACAGAGGGGAUGAUAACUGUGCAGCUUCUCUAUAUGUACAUUUUGAAAAAGGGAUUGAACUUUGACGAGUGGACAAACCAAGACCGCCUUCAGACUGGACUCCAGGAACAGGCAUCUUGGCUUUUUUCAACAUUGUUUUAACUUGUACUGGCAGUUACUGCUAUUACAUUUGUAUACACUGUAUUUUUAAAAUUUUUUUUUUUUGCUUGACUUUUGUUCAUUGUACCAAAAUAUCAUGAUUUUAUUUGCUGUAGGUAUAAAGGGGCUUUGAUUCAAGAAAAGCGAACAAAUAAAGUGUUUACACAAA